AUGUCGGGCAAGUCCUGGUACUCCCUCAAAUCCAAGGCAGUCCACACUCGGUAUGGCUUGACCAAAAACAUCCAGGUCCUCCUCCAAGGCCUGGAGAGUUUCCACGCAGGAAUCAUCGAUGCGAGAGAACUGGGAAGCAUGGUCCGACUGAGCCCUAAACGACGGGAAUCUGUCGCCGCGACGAUAGCCAAGUGUGCCCGCAUGAUCAACAAAGACCCUCAAGAAUCCAAAACAUGCGUCGAUAUCAUAGAGAUGUGUACUGAAAUCCUUGAGAUUGCUGACCGCCCGCCGCCCAUCGACAGCUUCCCGUUCAUGAGACUGCCUGCCGAGAUCCGCGAACACAUCGUCGAUUUGAUGGUCGACACCGUUUACAAAGGGAAGGCCAUUAAACCUGGUGCACGAAAAGUGAGCUGCAAUUGCCCAAAGAUUGAACGAGAAUACGAUGGCUUCCAGUCUCCCCAAAUGAAGGCGUUGCCGUCUAUACUCGGCCCAGCACUCAACCAAGAAUUCUUCCGCAUCUUUUUUCGCAAGAAGACUGUUCGUUUCCGCUGCUGCUGCGAGCUGUUGCACCACCUCGACAACAACCCGCUGCUCGUACAUAAUGUCCGCGACAUCAAAGUUCACUGGUGUGGACCAACGUCAGCGACGGCCUUCAAAAAGCUGGGCGAAUGCGACAGGCUCGAGUCCCUGACAAUCAGCAUUUCCAAAUCCACUCUGGCGUACCUCAGCCCACGAACCGACUUGAUGAAGACGUUCUUCCCCCUCACAUACCGCCAUGUCAGAAUAACGGACAUCCUUGGACUGGAUGAGCUUUUGACCGUACGAGGCCUCAAAGAGGUGGCGGUUAUCCAUGCUCAGUCCAAGAGCACGAAUCUGACCGUGGAAACGGACAGAGCCAAUCUUUCAGAGCUACUGACUCAUCAACUCAAAAAAGACAAGGGUUACGAUCCUCUCGACGAUUUCUAG
Fusarium pseudograminearum CS3096 is the source of this 966-nucleotide messenger RNA. RefSeq lists its product as uncharacterized. The transcript is spliced from 3 exons. Lineage: Eukaryota; Fungi; Ascomycota; Sordariomycetes; Hypocreales; Nectriaceae. The record is from RefSeq and is a predicted model, not a curated record. Bases 1 to 966 code for a protein of 321 amino acids.